Molecule: messenger RNA, 2231 nt
Organism: Oryza sativa Japonica Group (Japanese rice)
Lineage: Eukaryota; Viridiplantae; Streptophyta; Magnoliopsida; Poales; Poaceae
Product: protein SINE1
Cellular component (GO): microtubule
Molecular function (GO): microtubule binding
Source: RefSeq, a predicted model, not a curated record
UGCGUUAAUGGGCCUGGGACUCCUACCGACGGCCCUACUCGACCCGACUCCCGGAGGCGGAGAUCGACUUCGCCCCGCCCCGCCCCGCCGCCUUCCUCCGCCGCCGAUCUCCAUCCCGCGAGGGUGAAGCAGCGUUGCCGGCGUCGUCCCCCUCCUGCUCACUUCCUCUUCCUUCCGCUCGCCGCCGGGGGCGCGCUCUCUCUGAUGGUGAUGGAUCCCCUUACCAACAAGGCUGCCUUCAGUGGCCUGAGACAGUAUGUGAAGGAGCUUGAUUCGAACACGCUCCCGCCAUUUCUUGCCCGCGUUUGUGACCCCGUGAAGCCAUGCUCCUUCUCCGAGGAGGAGAUGCUGUGCAUCUUCGAGACCGCCGCGCAAGCGCACGGCCGCAAGAUUGUGCCGCACAUCGCCCUGAUCGUCUCGGCAAUCGUUAGGAUGAUGUCCUCGCGGAAUGCCGUUGGUUGCUCCAAGGUUGUUUGCGCGCUAUCGCGGUACGUUGUUGAUCCUCUGGCGACGGAAGCGUUGAAAAGCGCGAUCAUUGGCUCGCUUUGUCGUCCCUUUGCAGAUUGUCUGAUGAGCACUAAGGUGGAGAGCAACUCUUUUGGCUCUGCUCUUUGUGUCGCCGCGCUUGUGCAAUCCAACAACUGGCGGUUUGCGUCUAACGAGCUGGUUAAUGAUGUCUGCUUGAAAGUCUCAGGGGCCCUAGAGGAGGCGCAUGCUCAGAGUAUCGCGCACUUAAACUUGGUGGUUGUUUUGCUGACACAAAAUCCACUGAUGCUUGAGCCUUAUGGCCGAUCUUUGAUUCGAUCGGGCUUACAGAUACUGGAUGAGAGUGCUAAGGCAAGCAGUUCUCAGAUGAUUAUUUCAUCGAUUCAAAUGAUACAUUCCAUCAUGAAGGGUUUGGAUCUAGGCAUUAUAUCUUCUGAGAUCAGUAGUAUUAUCCAUGCUAUGGAACAAUUCCAGGACGACACUAUGCCAGCCAUCAGCAUUGCAGCUUUCGAGGCAUCUGAGACUGCUAAGCUACUUGUUGGCAGGCAAAAAGAGAGUGGGCAUGACAAUAAUUUGAGUCAGUUAGCAAACUAUUCUGUAAGAAAUGGCAGAAAGGGUUCAUAUUCACAUUCUCUCAUGGAUGAUGCGGAUAUCAGAGACGAUGGUUCAUGUGAUUCACAUUCUUGUGACCUGAACUCUGUUCAUUUGUCUACUGAUUUUGAUUCUCAACAUUCAGUGGGACAAUGUGGUUCUGGAAGCACACGUGCAAGGCGGCAGCUAUGGUGUAACAAAUCUGACAAAUCACAUGGAAUGUCCAAUCAUGACUUAUUUCGCACUGUUAUUCCAGAUAGUCAUGAGGCUUCAGGUUUGAUGGCACAUUUCAGCUCUGUUGAUCCAAUUAAGCCAGACAGGAGGUUGUCAGAUGUGCCAACAAGAGUUGCUGGCCCAUGUUAUGUCUGUUCAGCAGCGCAUGAAACGAAUCACUGCUCUCAGAUAUCCAGGGCACAGGUUUUAUCAGGUGACAUGAGGAUGAAUUCUACUCCAAGAAAGCAACUCCAUUCUUGCACCUUCUGUAGAGACCCAGAACAAGAUGGUCACCCACCACUUGAAAGUCCAGCUAUACAACACUGCUCAGGGCCAGGUACUAAUAUUCUUCAGUUCAGAAAAAACAGUGAGCUUAAGGAAAGAAAAGAAUUUUGGGACUCAAUUCGGCAGGAAAAUCAAUGCCAUAUGCAAAACACUGAUGCCCUAAUAGAAGAUUUGAAGUUCCCGGCUGACGAUGAUGAUGAGGAUUUUGAUGGUGCAGCCAAAUCUCCAUGUCAAGAAUGUCAAGCUGUGAAUGAGAAGAAGACUGGAGGCAAGAAAAGAAAUGCAAACCGUUCUCACUAUCCAGUUUUUCUUUUCGUUUUUGUUGUGGCAAUCAUUGCUCUCUUCUUUCCUUGGUGGAAGGACUACAAAGAGCCUUAUGUUGUUCCUACAUAAACAUAUCUGUUUGUUUUGCGAUGUGCAUCAAGCCAUCCGUUUUUUCAGGAAUUGUAUGGUGGCAAUCUUUAGUAUACAGAAAUUAUAGGCAGCAGUUUACAUGGAUGACUUUGAAUGGUGUAAAUUCUGUGAUAAGGUGAUGGAAUGGUUAAAAAGUUGUACCAUUUCUGGAUGUACUUUUCUCUUAUGUGGUCAUAAAAAUCCUUAGUGUUAUGUAUCAGCAUGGAAGUUGAAGUUCUCUGCUAUGAUAAGAAGUUUCAGUA